ACCGAGGCGCCGGACCGGAACUGCGCGCUCGGAUUGUUCCGCCGACCCCAAGUCGAUGCCGGCCUCGACAUGCUGGUCUCUCGGCUGACGGCUCACCUCGUGAGGGCAUCGCGGUGUGCAGGGCGCUUUUUGUCGAGACCGUCUGUUUCCCUUCUACCUCCUAGAGCAACAGUUUUGGCAAGUUACAGCACACAUCCCUCGAGCAAAAAUGGAGCCCACCCCCACCAGUGGUUUACACUUGACCCUGAACUGGAAGAAAUACUGGUACCUCGCAAGAUGUCCAUCUCCCCCCUUGAAAGCUGGCUGACGGUCCAAUAUUUCCUCCCUAAAAAUGGAGGCAUCAUAAACAUUCAUGACAGGAAAGGUUCCCAACCAUUCCAGCAGUAUGAUCUCCCUGCUCCUUCCAGGGGCACCGAGGCAGAGGAGGAGGAGGCAGAGCAAAGAGGGGAGAUGAACUGGCCCAGAAAGGAAUGCAGAAACAUUUUGAAGAUCCGGAGGAGGAAGAUGAAUAAACACAAGUACAGGAAGCUGAUGAAACGUACAAAAUUUUUGCGGAAGAGAAUCUUGGAAAAACGGCUGUGGCGGAAACAGAAAAAAUUUGAAAAUGAGCUGAAAAGGGUGUGGAAGAGAGCUGGCUUGAAAACCCCCCCAGAGGGAUGGGUAACACCGAAGAUUUAUCUCAGAAACGUAAAAUCUUGAUACUGCUUUGAGUAGAAUUUUAAUUAAAAACAUUAUUUAAAAGACAAA
This is a messenger RNA of Python bivittatus (Burmese python), 747 nucleotides long. RefSeq names its product aurora kinase A interacting protein 1 (gene AURKAIP1). The record is from RefSeq and is a predicted model, not a curated record. Gene Ontology annotation, cellular component: mitochondrion. NCBI's taxonomy places the organism in Eukaryota, Metazoa, Chordata, Lepidosauria, Squamata, Pythonidae.